Molecule: messenger RNA, 3656 nt
Organism: Nymphaea colorata (pocket water lily)
Lineage: Eukaryota; Viridiplantae; Streptophyta; Magnoliopsida; Nymphaeales; Nymphaeaceae
Product: ETO1-like protein 1
Exons: 5
Coding region: 823-3483 (886 amino acids)
Biological process (GO): negative regulation of ethylene-activated signaling pathway
Molecular function (GO): protein binding
Source: RefSeq, a predicted model, not a curated record
GUUUUACUGCUUUCUUAUUUAAGGGCGGCCGAUGCAUUCAUUUGUGGUUGGGCUCUCUUUUUUCUAUUGCAUUUUUCGGAACCUUGGCAUAUGCACAAUGGGUUUUUCCUCCCUUCCCCUGCAAUAAUGAGGGUGUCAGAGAUUUCUGUUAUCUUCUCUGCAGUUCUCUUCUCUUUUAAUGGAAUAAAAAGUCAUGGUGGCACACUGAUUCACUCUGCGUGAACCAUUGGGAGAGUUCAGUAGUUGAAAAAAAAAUUUGACUAGCACUCUCUCUCUCUCUCUCUCUCUCUCUCUCUCGCGUGAAAUAGAGCCGUUUGAGCAGAGUAAAGGUCUUUUUCUUCCUUUUUUUGUGCGGCCUAUUUUCGUUUUUCUGGUUAUUGGCUCCAUUUCCCAACAGUGGUAUAAGUUCUGUUGCUUUUGUGGCUACAGUUUGUGUGUUCUCCCCCUUUUCUUUAAAUCCUUUUCCGCUCGGUAGGAUUAUUUUGGGAUUAAAAUAGUGGGGUUUUUUUUUCCCCUUUUCUUUUGUUAUUUGGUUCUUGCUGUGAGCCUGUGAGUGUGAGGUAUAGUUUUGGAGAUCAGAGGAGGGCUUUUUUUUCUUUUCCUCUAAUUUUCCCCCUUUGUCUGCUUCAAAGUUUCUAAGGUUUUGGUAGGGGCUGUGGGUGUUUUGAGCGCCUUUUCUUUGUGGUGCAAAGGUUCUGGAUAUAUUUGGUUCAGAGUGGGAGGUUUGUUGUAGCUCUGUUGUGCUUCUUGACGAACCCUGUGGGAUCCAGAGGAGGAUUUUGGAGACCUGGGGAAGAGAGAAGAGGUUUCUUGUUUGGUGGUAUGAGAAAGCCCUUCUUUUCAGACUCGUGUAAGGAGACCCAACUGCAUGCCCUUAACCCUCAGUCAUGGCUUCAGGUUGAGAGGGGGAAGCUUGCCAAGCUCGCUUCGUAUUCCUGCAAUGAACCUCUCGUCAAGGUAGCAGAACCACCGAUCCUUCCACAUUUUAAGCCACUCGAUUAUGUUGAGAUCCUAGCUCAGAUUCACGAAGAGCUCGAGAAUUCUGACGUCCAUGACAAGGCAAGCCUCUAUUUGUUGCAGUUUCAUGUGUUUCGGGGUCUUGGGGAGGUGAAAUUGCUUCGCCGAAGCCUCAGGUCUGCUUGGCUGAACGCCAGCACCAUACACGAGCGGCUGGUUUUUGGUGCAUGGUUGAAGUAUGAAAAGCAAGGAGAAGAAUUGAUCGCUGAUUUGCUUGCCUCUUGUGGCAAAUGUACUCAAGAGUUUGGUUAUUUGGACAUUGCGUCUUCGCAACUUGAUUUUGGGGCUCAGGGUUCUCAAGACAUAAAGACCGGAGAUUAUAACACUAUAGGCCUUUCUGAUUAUGUGAUAUUCAAGAUAGGAGAUGAUAAGGUAGAGUGUGAUCGCCAAAAGAUGGCAGCUCUAUCUAUUCCUUUCCGGACGAUGCUCAAUGGAUGUUUCACGGAAUCAUCACAGGAAGAAAUUGAUCUAUCUGAGAAUGGGAUCUCUCCGUUGAGUAUGAGGGCAAUAAGUGAAUUUAGCCAGACCAAUGAGUUGAAGGAUUUGCCUGCAGAAUCAAUACUUGAAAUAUUGAGCUUUGCAAACAAGUUUUGUUGUGAAAAGCUUAAAGAUGUUUGUGAUCGGAAGCUUGCAGCUAUGGUUUGCAGCAGGCAGGACGCAGUCAACCUUAUGGAGUAUGCUUUGCAUGAAAACUCCCCAGUAACUGCUGCUUCCUGUCUACAAGUGUUUCUACAUGAUCUUCCAGACUGCUUGAAUGAUGAACAGGUUACUAGCAUCUUUUGUAAUGUCGAUGCUCAUCAAAGAGCACUUAUGGUUGGUCAUGCCUCAUUUUCUCUCUUCUGUUUUCUUAGUGAGGUUGCAAUGAACAGCCACCCAGCUUCAGAUUUUACAAUUAGCUUCCUGGAAAGACUAGUGGAGUGUGCAAGCGAUAUUAGGCAGAAACAAUUGGCACUUCAUCAACUUGCAUGCAUGCGACUGUUAAGAAAAGAAUAUGACAAAUCAAGGCAGCUAUUUGAUGCAGCUUACCAAGCGGGGCAUGUUUAUUCGAUUGCUGGCUUGGCUAGAGUCACUUGUAAACGGGAAAAUCAAGUUUCAGCAUACGAGAAGAUCAGCUCAGCAAUUGAUUCGCAUAACCCUCUGGGGUGGAUGUAUCAGGAACGGUCUCUAUACUGUGAUAGUGAAAAAAGGUGGCAGGAUCUGGAAAAAGCGACAGAAUUGGACCCGACUCUUGUUUACCCUUACAUGUAUCGAGCUGCCAUUCUCAUGAGAGAAGAAAACAUGCAGGCGGCAUUAACGGAAAUAAAUCGCGUUCUUGGAUUCAAAUUGUCCUUGGAAUGCUUGGAGCUUCGGUUUUGCUUCUAUCUCUUGAUUGAGGAUUACAGAUCUGCACUGUCAGAUAUUCAGGCAAUUCUUACUUUGAAUCCCCAAUACAGGAUGUUUCAGGGUCGUGUGGCAGCUUCCCAGCUGCACACCCUUGUUCAAGAGCAUGUCAGGCCUUGGACGAUGGCUGAUUGUUGGUUGCAACUUUAUGAACGAUGGUCCUCGGUUGAUGAUAUCGGUUCCUUAUCUGUAAUAUACCAGAUGCUUGAAUCUGAUCCCGUGAAAGGGGUGUUAUAUUUCAGACAAUCUUUGCUUCUGCUUAGACUGAACUGUCCAGAAGCAGCUAUGAGGAGUCUCCAAUUAGCACGUCAGCAUGCAGCCACUGAGCCCGAGCGUCUUGUUUAUGAGGGUUGGAUUUUGUAUGACACAGGGCAUUGUGAGGAAGGACUUCGCAAGGCAGAGGAAUCACUUAAUCUUCAGAGGUCAUUUGAAGCAUUCUUUCUCAAGGCAUAUGCCUUGGCAGAUUCUAGUCCUGAUCCUUCAUAUUCCAUGAAAGUUAUAUCUCUUCUUGAAGAUGCUUUGAAGUGCCCUUCAGACAGGCUUCGUAAAGGACAGGCCCUUAACAAUCUAGGCAGCGUAUACGUGGAGUGUAGAAAGCUGGAUAUGGCUGCUGAUUGUUAUAUAAACGCCCUCAAGAUCCGCCAUACCCGAGCUCACCAAGGUCUUGCUCGUGUACAUUACCUUAAUAACAACAGAGAAGCAGCAUAUGAGGAAAUGACGAAGUUGAUUGAGAAGGCUAAGAACAAUGCUUCAGCAUAUGAGAAAAGGUCUGAGUAUUGUGAUCGUGAUCUGACGAAAGAGGACUUGAAAAUGGUUACUCAGUUGGACCCUUUGCGUGUAUACCCAUACAGAUAUAGGGCUGCAGUGUUAAUGGACAACCAUGAAGAGAAGGAAGCGAUUGCUGAGUUGACAAAGGCAAUCGCAUUCAAAGCGGAUCUUCAUCUCUUGCACUUGCGUGCCGCCUUCCAUGAGAGCAUCGGCGACGUCUCCGGAGCGCUCCGUGACUGCAGGGCAGCGCUCUCUUUGGACCCAAAUCACCCAGAGAUUAUGGAGCUCCACUGCCGCGUGCACAGUCAGGAGCCAUGAAAAGUCUGCCUGCCCCCCAACAUCCCCAUGUAGUGUAAUUAUGUACACAAGCUGAAAAAGAGAAAAAAUAACAUCUAAUUUUGAUGUAUGUAAGCAAUUCAUGGAUACUUUCGGUAUCCCUGUUUUUCAUAUUCAUUUUGGUGAAAUAUUAGGCUUACCCUGUUAAUAUGAAA